Magallana angulata is the source of this 1711-nucleotide messenger RNA. RefSeq lists its product as uncharacterized. The coding region runs from base 972 to 1484 and encodes 170 amino acids. The record is from RefSeq and is a predicted model, not a curated record. NCBI's taxonomy places the organism in Eukaryota, Metazoa, Mollusca, Bivalvia, Ostreida, Ostreidae. The transcript is spliced from 5 exons.
GCAAUAACCUGCUAUAAAUAUAGUUAUUUCUAUAUUUAUAUUUUUUGUUUUUUUUAAUCAACUGUUUGUGGGUCUUCAUCCACUUUUGAUGUAGACAUGAUGUUUCAAUAUUAAUAUUUUAUGUUUUAUUUUAUAGUCCAUCAUGGAAUCAAGCAAGCUUUGGUCAGUUAAAAAGGGUUUAACAUAAACUGACAAUAUACGCAAUAAGGCUAGUACCCGUAACAGUCAAAACUCUUUUUUGCCAAAUAUAGAAGAGUACCAAUUAGUUUUCAACAUUUAAGUUUGUACAUAAAAAGCUUGAGACACAAUUAAAUUCUGAUAUAUCGUAGUAACAGGAACAUUAAUUGUUAAUAUCAUGGUAAAUACAUUUUAGUACGUGCACGUCGUAUUUUAAACAUGUAGGCACUUGCUCAAUAUAUAUUUUUUUCAGUAUGAAUGCCCAUGCACUUAUCACAAACAUAAUAUAUUUUAUCACUGUACUAAUUAGGCUAUUGUAUAAUUGGUGAAUGUGUCCACUUAAACUUUAAAUGAUAUUAUACAACAAGGAAGUUUUGUGUGAUAUUUAUAUAACUGGUUUUACUGGCCAAGAAUCAUGAAAAAUGUAAUGAUGUGUAUAAAAAACGUUCGGAUAUUAAAUGAAUAUGUUUUUCAACAUACUUAAACUAAAUUAUUUGUUAUUUAUUUUAAAAUAAAGGUCAGGAAAUGGAAAUAUGAAAAUGAUAUGAACAUUACUCUUUCAGCUCAUGUGAAAAAAAAUCAAUUUAAAACAUUCAUCUGCAUAUCCCCGUUAAUCUGUAAAGUAAAGUUCGAAAUACUCUUGAUUUUUGCUUAAAAUUGUUCGUGAUACUUUAAAACAUUACACGGUAAUACGGUAAUAUUAAAUUUAGAACAAAUUAUGAUUUUGUAUCUGCUUCCUUAAGAAUAAGGAAACGUUAUCUGUCUAAAAUUGGGUGUAAGCAGUUUUAAAUGAAAUGGAUUUUUUUCAUGUGAAAAUGUUGACAGUUUUUAGCUUGAUUUUCUUUAUGAACGUGCAUAUCAAUAGAGGUUAUAAUACAACAUGUCCACUACCGCGAAAAUGCACUAAAAGUUACCGUUCUAAUCACUUUAAUGAAAUCAUCUGCACAGAGUGUUUACCAGGGUAUUAUGGAUCCUGUUGUAAUUACACAUGCCGAUAUCCUAACUACGGAAAAGAAUGUCAGUCAGAAUGUAUGUGUGAUGAAGAAAACUACAAUCAUAUCAUAGGAUAUGUACAGAGAACCUCAAAUGAGACCUUUUGGACGACUAAUCCUCCGUUGAACAAAACAAAAACAAAUAUAACGUAUGUUUUACAUGAACAUACAACUUUUAAGAAAGAAUUGUAUCUUUCAUACCAAGAGGACGAAUCAUGGCAUAAAAACAAAGUGUUGUUCUAUUUCAUAAUAGGACUUUUAUUUAUAGCGGUGUUAUUGGUGUGUCUCCAUAUUAUACUAUGUUUUGUGGAUUGAAUUGUACUAGAACAGAAUUGUUAGGUAGAUAAAUUAUGAACAUACAUGUACAUUACUUGUAUUUAUAUCUGAGAGCAGUAUUGUCAAACCUUGGUACCGAUAUAUUAACGUUACUAGGCGAAAUUAGAGAAAUAUAACGAAAGUACCUCGAAGGAACUAGUAUAUUGCAUUGCAAUGAUUGCAUGUAGUGUAAAAAAAACUCCUUAUAUCAGUGAUGUUUUGGUUAA